AUGUUUUCUUCAAUGCACAGUUCAAGUCAAAUGACAUGGCAUCAUACAAACAAAACAAGCCCAGGCAAUAUGCGACACCCAUCUGACGGCCAUGCAUGGAAGCACUUUGAUGAGGUACAUCCUGAUUUUGCCGCUGAACCUAGAAAUGUCAGGCUUGGAUUAUGCUCUGAUGGUUUUGCUCCAUAUGUCCAAGCGUUCGGAAGUGCGUAUUCUUGUUGGCCAGUUAUUCAUAUGGCAUGUUGUCUGGUUGGGGUACGCAUGGCAGAAUGGGUUGUCCGCAUUGCAUGGAAUGCACUAAGGCGUUUACAUUGGAAAAAGGGGGGGAAAGCUCGUGGUUUGACUGUCACCGCAGAUUCCUACCAUCAAAUCAUCCCUUUAGAAAAAACAAGACAAAUUUCAAAAAGGACGAACGGGUAA
Vicia faba (fava bean) is the source of this 417-nucleotide messenger RNA. The record is from the annotation of a GenBank genome assembly. NCBI's taxonomy places the organism in Eukaryota, Viridiplantae, Streptophyta, Magnoliopsida, Fabales, Fabaceae.